AUCCCCACCUUUAAGGCGGCCAUGUUAGCUGAGUUCUCAGGGCGUCUGCGUGUCCUGUAUUAUUAAAGAUUCAGUAAGGCAAGAAUUCAUUUUUAGAGACUCAGAGAAGAUUUUUUAAGAAGACGCAGUGUUCAAGAACAUAGGAGUAUUACCUGAGUUGCAUCAAGGACCCAUUUAUUCAGAACUUUCUCAAACCAUGUGUUUGAAAUUUAUGACAAAGCGUGAAGAAAAAGAUGUUUGAUACGUUCUAGACAAAGGAAAGGAGAAUUUAUUCGUAACAGAACUGAACUGAUAUAGUUGGAUGGACUUAUUUUAUAGAAACAUUACUGUCGUGAUAUGACACACAAUUUUAUGCAGAUUUUUCAUGUACCCGUAUUCAAAAAAACAAUGACUUGGCAGUUUUCAAGGUCUUAAUGUUAGACUGAAGAAAGGAAAACACCUUACAAAUAACAGUGACUACUUGUCAGAUUGCAAUGGUUUACGUUCCUGAAUUGCAUGCAACUUAACACAAAUACAUCAUUUAAUAAUGGAAUAUAUGGGUUUCAAAUACAUAUUUGAAAAUAUUCCUGUGUUGUGAUUGAUACUGAUAGUGAUAGUGGUUUUCAAGGUCAUUUCAUUUUCAGACCGAAAUUGAUGAGUUAUUUGGCAAAAGCCUAUUAGAAAAGUUCAAAGGGCCUUUUCAGCUGAAGUUGUCAAGAUGUCUCAUGUGUAUUUCAAGUUUAAGAGCAGCCGCAACCAUGAAACAAUCACAUUUGAUGGGCUGCAUAUAUCCCUGGGGGAUCUCAAAAAGGCCAUCAUCCAACAGAAGAAGCUUCAGAAAAGCAUGGACAAUUUCCGGUUCCAGAUCAUCAAUGCACAGACCCAAGAAGAGUAUAUGAACGAUGAAGAACUCAUUCCAAAGAAUACAUCGGUCUUGGUUGCGCGCAUCCCUAUAAGUAAACAACCAAAACCAUGGGAACAGCAACAUCAAAAUCUACCGCGUCCAGAGUCCAACGGUCCUAAGGCAGUAUGUAACAACAUAUCAAAUUUUGAUCAAUUUUUUCAUCCUUGUAUCGUAAGUAGAACUAGUGAUAGCAUAAGGAGCUCCGUCCGCCCGGGUUUGUUUGCACAGAGAUGGGCGGUUUGGUGUGUAAGUGAUCUGCAACCAAUGACCCUUGAGAAGUUGAAGCAGACUGCUGAUUUACACACAGCCCAUGCAUCAGAAGAGGACAAGGUGAAGGCCAUGAUGUCACAGUCCACUAUGGAAUAUGAUUCUUCCAAGUAUGUGAAGCCAAAUUUACCAACAGGCCCCCCUCCAGCAUUUUAUAGGUGUAGAAGAUGUAAUCAAGCUGGUCAUUAUAUACAUGAGUGCCCAAAUAAAAAUGACCCAAAUCUCCCUCCAGUAGAGGUUCGCUUGAAAAGACCAACAGGGAUACCAAUUAGCUUUCUUACCAGAGUAGAGGAUGGUGACCAAACUGGAGCCUUGUUGACCCAUACUGGACAUUAUGUAGUGCCUACAAUUGACAAAGAAGCAUUUGCCAUUGGAAAACGUGAAAAACCUCCAUUUGCACCAGAUUCUCCAGAGAGGAAGCGAGAGUCCCGUCACAUUCCAUCUGAACUCCUCUGUGAGCUGUGUAAAGAUCUAUUGACUGAUGCAGUGGUGGCACCAUGCUGUGGAAACAGCUUCUGUGAUGAAUGUGUACGUAAUGCUCUCCUGGAAACAGAGGAACAUGAAUGUCCUCACUGCCACGAGACAGAUGUAUCCCCAGAUAAACUUAUAGCCAACAAAUUUCUGAGAACAGCUGUGCAAAACUUUUUGAAUGAAUCAGGUUAUACAAAGUUUAAGAAAAAUUCCCAAGUGACAGAGCCUCAGCAUUCAGCCUCUCCCCCAGUACAGGCCCAGCAGACACCCCCUGUGGCUAAACCUGUGCAGGAUGUUAAAAGCCCAGAUAUACACAGGUCUACUCCACCUCCAGUAUCUCAUGAAAGUCAGCCACCAAGUCAGGUUAAAGAGGAGAUCCAUUCUAGUCAGCCUGCACCCACUACUAAUUAUCCCACGGCAUAUCAACAAAAUCGUCCUCCACCACAGAAACAAAGGAGGCCUCAAAAUGCACCCCCUCAAGCAGGACCACAAUCAGGUUAUACAAGAGGCCCCAGACAAAAAUACCCUUCACAGCCCCCAACAGCCCAGACCACAGGCGACCCACAGUAUCCACCAGCAGGUGGACCCCCAGGAGCUCCUCAAAGUGGACCAGUUGUAAGGGCCAGUAGACCACCACCCCCUGGGCCUACAUAUCCUCCCCAGCAGAGACCGCCACCCGUCCACUCCAUGGAACACCCUCCUGCUCCUGUCCCACAGGGGGGCCCUCCCCCACCUUAUAUGCAUGGACCCCCAGUGCCUCAUGGGCCCCCAGUUGUAGGGCCUCCCAUCCCUCAUCACAUUCCUCCUGGACCACGGGGGCCACCACCUCCCAUGUACAGGCAGCCUCCUCCACCAGAGCAGAUUGUUAUGGGCCCUCGGCCUCCAAUGGAUGUUAGAAUUGGUGUGAUGCCUCCUAGUCUCCCUGGUGGACCCCCAGCCCCUGGACCCUUUCCAGGUCCUGCGCGCCCCCCAGGGAUACCUUUAACUGAGGAGCAGUUCUAUAAAACAAAGGCCAAAAUACUGCAACAGGAAUUGGAGGAAAAGUCAGUUUCACAAAUGCAAGACGAUUUCCUUAAAGAAUUGGAGGAGUAUGCCAAAGAGCAGAAAAAAAGACAAGAACAGAAAGAGUUAAAAAAGAGUCUAGGUUUGAGCCCAUCCAAGUCCCGGUCAAGGUCAAGAUCACGAACAAGAUCUAAAUCACCCAAAACUAGAAGAAAAAGUCUAUCCAGAUCUCGAACUAAAUCUAGAACCAGAUCACGUACCAGAUCACCUAGGCCACGAUCAAGAACUCCAUCACGCUACAGAUCUAGGUCUCUUUCUAGAUCACCAGCACCUAAAAAAGCAAGAUCGCCUAGAAAAAAGCGUUUCUCAAGAAGUCCUUUAUCUAGAUCUCCUUCACCAAGACGACCUCCUCCUGGAAAAUAUAGGUCACGUUCAAGAUCACCGUAUGGUAGAAGACCAUUGUCACCUAGAUCAUAUUAUGAUACUCAUGGGAGGUCAGGUUCUCCUAGUUACCGCCAUUUCUCUCCAUCCUACCCAUUUCCUCCAGGGUAUUAUGAUUCUCCAGACAGAUAUGGUAGUAGAUACUCACCAGAUAGGUACAGAGGAUACCCCCAAUAUCCACCAUCACCGUCAAGAUAUUAUGAAGAUUUUUAUCGCUACGACAGGCCAGUGGACGAGAGGUAUGACAGGCCACCACCUCCAUUUGACCCCAGGUAUCCAGAUCCUCGUUAUGAGGACUACAUGAGGGAGAUGUACAAUGCAGGAUAUGCCAGCUCAAGAUCUGACUCCAGAGGUCCUCCUCAUCCAGAGUGGGACAGAGAAAGGGAGAGAUCUCACAGAAGCAAUAAACCCCCAGAGUCCAAAAAGAGAACCAGGUCCAGAACUCGAAGCAAGGAAAGGGAGAGGGAGAGGGUGAAGGAUGGCCGAGAAAAAGAACUGAGAGCCAAAAAAGAAAAGGACUAUGCAAAAGGGACUGAAAAAGCUAGGCUGUCCAAAGAAAGGAAGGAAGAAAAGACUGAUGAAAAGUACAGAGAUAGUAAAGAAAGGGAAAAGAACAAGAUGAGAAAGAAAGAAAAGCAUUCUAAGACACCAGAAAAGAAAGAGAAGGAAAAACCAACUCCAUCAGAUGCUGAGGCAAAGAAGGUGAAGAAAGUAAAGAAAGUUUCCAAAGUUGCUGAAGCUGAAGUCAAAUCUGGCUCAGAGUCCCCAGUGAAGAAGGUCAAAAAAGAAACGGAGGAGGACGCCUCUGCACAAACUAAACCUAAAAAGCGAAAGCAGAAAACAGAACAGCCUGAUGAACCACCAGUCAAACAAAUUAAAUCCGAAGCAGAAGAAACCAAGCCUGAGAAGAAAAAGAAAAAAUCUAAAACCAAGACAACUGCAACAGUUGAAUCUCAAAAUGAUAAAGGUGCUACUAUCAACAAGACCUCUGUAGGUAAAGGUGACAAAAAGAUCAAGCCCGAAAAAUCUGUAUUUGAAAGACUAGGGGCUGUGUCAUCAACUGAGGAUGAAUUCAUUCAAGAAAAAGGGAACCACAGUGUUGACCCAACCGAAAAGAAAACAACUGCAAGAGAGGUGGAAAGUAAAGAUGUCUACCCCUGUUCAGAGUGAGGAGCCCAAGGAGCCAGAGCUGAUUGUUAAUGCUCCGGAAAUCUCCAAAUGGGAGAGGGAUGACUACGACUCUCCUUCAGGGGAUGGGCAGGAUACUAGGA
Messenger RNA from Lingula anatina, 4335 nucleotides. RefSeq lists its product as uncharacterized. Lineage: Eukaryota; Metazoa; Brachiopoda; Lingulata; Lingulida; Lingulidae. The record is from RefSeq and is a predicted model, not a curated record. Gene Ontology annotation, cellular component: nucleus. Gene Ontology annotation, molecular function: nucleic acid binding; ubiquitin protein ligase activity; zinc ion binding. Gene Ontology annotation, biological process: mRNA processing; protein ubiquitination; ubiquitin-dependent protein catabolic process.